This is a messenger RNA of Penicillium atrosanguineum, 912 nucleotides long. Its product is annotated as SDR family NAD(P)-dependent oxidoreductase. The transcript has 2 exons. Bases 1 to 912 code for a protein of 303 amino acids. Gene Ontology annotation, molecular function: oxidoreductase activity. The record is from RefSeq and is a predicted model, not a curated record. Lineage: Eukaryota; Fungi; Ascomycota; Eurotiomycetes; Eurotiales; Aspergillaceae.
AUGUCGAACCUGCAGGCUUCAAAUCUGUUCUCUGUACAGGACCGCGUAGCGGUGAUCACCGGUGGAGGCAGCGGACUGGGUCGCAUCAUAGCUCGUGCCCUGGCAAUCAACGGUGCCUCGAAGGUUUUUGUACUCGGCCGACGUGAAGACGCUCUUCACGAGACUGUCGCUCAGGCCCCGUCCGGCAUCGUCGUUCCCGUUCAAUGCGAUGUCACUUCGAAAGAGUCGCUUGAGUCGGCAUACUCCGCGGUCGCAGCACAAACAACCCAUGUGGAUAUCUUGUUUGCCAACAGCGGCAUCAUGGGCCCGAUGAUGCGUCAGACUCCAAAGCCAGAUGGAUCCCUUCCUACUCUGUCGGAAGUCCGUGACGAGUUGUUUUCUAUCCCGAUGGAGGAAUUCACGAAGGUCAUGGAUGUCAAUGUGACCGGGGCUUACUACACUGCUCUAGCAUUCCUGCCUCUUCUAGAAGCUGCCAAUAAGAGACGCCCCGCUCCACAGGUCGGUGUCAUGACUCUCCCGACUGCUCAGGUGAUUUUCACCAGCUCCAUUGCGGGUUACAACCGCAAGGUGCCUUUCAGCUAUGCAUACAAUGUGUCUAAGGCUGCAGUCACGCAUGUGGUCAAGACACUAUCAACUAACCUCUUGCCUUAUCAUAUCCGAGUCAAUGGUAUUGCCCCUGGAUUGUACUAUUCCGACAUGGCAAGCCAGAUCUUCGAAGACGGUGGUGUCGCGGGUGGCGGCGUCUCGGAAGGCUCACAUCCUGCUGCCUUGGUCCCUCUGACGCGCAGUGGAAGUGAAGAGGAUUUUGCUGGUCUGGUUAUCUGGAUGUCUAGUGCCUCGGGUGGUUAUGUCAACGGUGCUAUGAUGCUUACAGAUGGUGGCCGUAUUAGCUCGUUGCCAUCGACCUACUGA